UUCUCCCGUCUCUCUCUCUCUUCAAUUUCCUUUCUGCCUUCUCUCUUUUUCUGCUCUCUCCAUGUGGCUCUAAACUAGUCUUCCGUCACUACUAUUUCCUAGCUGCUUCCUCUCUCGUUUUUCUCUCUUCCACAGCAUUAUUCCCCCAUCUCUUCCUUCUUUUCAUGUGAUCAACUCUCUGGGUAAGAGAUGGUUGCAGAAUCUUGGUUUCGUAAUCUGUGGAAGAUUCCACAGAAGCAUGAACCUGGUCCUCAGAAGCAAGUUGUUGGAGUUUUGGCUUUUGAAGUUACAAGCUUGAUGUCUAAGCUAGUUCAUCUUUGGCAUUCAUUGAGUGAUAAACAGGUUGCUAGGUUGAGAGAAGAGAUCGAGAGUUCUGAGGGUAUAAAAAAGCUUAUUUCUGAGGAUGAGGAUUUCAUUGGUCGUCUGAUUUGUUUGGAGAUGAUGGAAAGUAUGGUACAUGUUGCAAAGCCUGUGGCCAGAAUAGGGAAUAAAUGCAGUGAUCCUAGCUUGAAGGGCUUUGAGCAUCUUUUUGAUGAAAUGAUCAAGAUUCAUGCUGACCCAUAUGGGUGGGGAUUUUCAUGGAAAAAGAUGGAUAAGAAAGUUAAGAAGAUGGAGCGGUUUAUUUCGGUUAAUUCUACUCUGUACCAAGAGAUGGAAAUGCUUUCUGAUCUCGAACAGACUGUGAGGAGAAUGAAGGGUAGCAAUCCCGAGCCAAAUAAUUUACUUGACUAUCAGAAGAAACUUGUAUGGAAGCAGCAUGAAGUGAGGAAUCUGAAGGAGAUCUCACUCUGGAAUAAGACUUAUGAUUAUACAGUUCGCCUUUUAGUAAGAUCAUUAUUCACUAUAUAUAGAAGAAUCAGCCAUGUGUUCGGGAUUAAUUCAACUGUUCACCCUGGGGAAUCAAAAGCUCUGGAUUCUGAUUAUUUUUAUCGUAGCCAGUCAGUUUCUGCUUUGCUGCAGUCUUCAGUUCAUCCAUCUGAGAAAAGUACUCUUCCUAGAUUUUCUUCUGGCCCCCUUGGUAAGUUCACUGCAAAUUCUGGCCCAAUUUUGAAAUCCAGCAAAAAUAAUUUCUAUUCAGGUCCUCUUGGCGGCUCAAUCGCGAAGUCAGGCCCUAUUUCUGGAAAAAACAGGAACUUCAACUUCUUUUCUGGUCCACUUGGGGGACCAACUACAAAGUCGGGUCCAAUUUCUGGAAUAACUAAAACUGGCAAGAAGUCUUGGUGGACUCCUCAAUCACCUGCCUUUCUGGGAAGGAAACCACCUUCAAAACCAAAUCGGUUGACUCAAGUGGGGCCUUUUAAGGGAUGCAUGGUAGCUUCAAACACUUCUCCUGUUGCCAAUUGCUACUUAAGUUCUGCUGAUGUUCAUUCUAGGAACCUCAAGGGAGCCAAGGAAAGUGAUGCUGACCAUCUUCCUCUGGGAAACGUAAGUCGUACUGGUCCAUCAAUCUUCAGUUCACAGCAUAAGUUGUUGCAAGCUCUUCCAGAAACCCUUGGUGCUGCUGCUUUAGCAUUGCACUAUGCAAAUGUUAUUGUUGUAAUUGAGAAGCUAGCUGCGUCUCCUCACUUGAUUGGCCAUGAUGCUAGAGAUGACUUGUACAAUAUGUUACCUGCAAGGGUGAGAGCUGCUCUGAGGGAAAGGCUAAAGCCAUACUCCAAGAGCUUGGACUCACCAGUAUAUGAUACUGUGCUUGCAGGAGAGUGGACCGAUGCAAUGACAUCAAUAUUAGAAUGGUUGGCUCCACUUGCUCAUAAUAUGAUUAGAUGGCAGUCGGAGCGAAGUUAUGAGCAACAAACGUUUGUCUCUAGGACAAAUGUGCUUCUGGUACAGACUCUUUACUUUGCCAAUCAAGAAAAGACAGAAUCUGCAAUAACUGAGCUGCUGGUUGGUCUGAAUUACAUUUGGAGGUUUGGGCGAGAACUCAAUACGAAGGCCUUGCAGGAGUGUGCUAGCAGCAGGGUGUUUGAUGAAUACUUGGAGGUAGAGAAGUAACACUUUCUUCCACGCUGUGGCAAUCAUCAGCACAAUCCAGUUACCUCACGUUAGACUGGAUUUGAUGUGGGCGAAGAUUCUGGUAGGUCCAGAGGCAUUUUAGGGUUACAAAAUGAACGUCAUUCAUUGUCUUUCUGCUGGGGACAUGGACACCAUGCGUGAUGGGUAGUUUGAGAUUCAAUAUACUAGUUAUAUUUUUUCUUCUGUGAAUGGAGGUCUUCCUCCUAUCGCCAAUGAAAAAGUUGUCUUCUAUUCUCUUACUCAUAGAGCUAGUUCAGCUUUAUUAAUCAAGCUGCUAUCGAAUGAUUUGUAAUUUCUGUACACUUGUCAGCAAUACCUACCUAUGUUAAUUGUAAAUUUACAACGUAAGGUUUUGGAUCUUUGAUAGAUAGAUGGUUGAGCAUA
Molecule: messenger RNA, 2397 nt
Organism: Populus euphratica (Euphrates poplar)
Lineage: Eukaryota; Viridiplantae; Streptophyta; Magnoliopsida; Malpighiales; Salicaceae
Exons: 2
Coding region: 190-1992 (600 amino acids)
Biological process (GO): positive regulation of growth
Source: RefSeq, a predicted model, not a curated record